Daucus carota subsp. sativus is the source of this 3154-nucleotide messenger RNA. RefSeq lists its product as uncharacterized. The coding region runs from base 118 to 2862 and encodes 914 amino acids. NCBI's taxonomy places the organism in Eukaryota, Viridiplantae, Streptophyta, Magnoliopsida, Apiales, Apiaceae. The transcript has 4 exons. Gene Ontology annotation, molecular function: quercetin 7-O-glucosyltransferase activity; quercetin 3-O-glucosyltransferase activity. The record is from RefSeq and is a predicted model, not a curated record.
CAUAAUACAACUGACUGACCUGUUUUGAAAUGAAAGGUAAACAGAACUUCCAGUUCUACAAAAAAAAAAUCUUAAUUAGAAACAAGGCAAAGUAGGUCUUGCCAAUAAGUUGUAGGAAUGGAAGGAGUUGGAAUUGAGAGUGAGCUGAGAAUGAUGAAAACACCCCACAUUUUGUUGAUUUCACUUCCUUUCCAAGGACACGUUAGCCCCAUGGUGCAAUUCACCAAGAGGUUGGCUUCCAAAGGCCUACAAGUCACAUUUCUUUGUCCCUCUUCCACCAUUGUCAUUAACCAAUCGGACUCCAUCAACAUUGAGUACAUCUCCUAUAAAGAUGGUCCAACAGUCCAAGACUUGGAACUUUAUAUGGCUAAUAUCCAAAAACAUGCAUCCGACAAGUUGGUUCAAGUCAUCGAAAAACAGAAGAGAUGUGGUCAUCCCUUUGACGUCCUUGUGCAUGAUUCACUCAUGCCAUGGGCAGUUGAUUUUGGACAUCAACAUGGUUUAAGAGUAGCUUCUUUUUUCACUCAAGCCUGUGCAGUUAACGCGAUUUAUUACCUUGUGUUCCAAGGGAAACCUAGGCCCCCCCUCGAGGAAGGAUCUAGUUUAUCCUCCCUCCCACUUUCGAUACCUGUUAGAGACUAUAGAGAUCUUCCUUCUGACCUUUAUGAUGAGCGUCAUCCAGGAUCCAUAGAACUGCUUGGAAGCCAAUUUUCCCAUGUUCAGAAAGAUGAUUGGAUACUCUGUAACACUUUUCUUGAGCUCGAAACUCAGGUUGUGAAUUGGUUGUCAAGCAAAUGGAAAAUUAUGACCAUAGGACCAUCAGUUCCAUCAAUGUUCUUAGACAAGCGAUUAGCUGAUGACAGAGACUAUGGUCUCAGCCUCUUCAAGCCCGAAGGAGAAGCAUGCAUUAAAUGGCUAGAUGAAAAAGAUACCGACUCAGUAGUCUAUGUGUCAUUUGGGAGCUUAGCCAACCUGGUGCAAGACCAAAUGGAUGAAAUAGCUUGGGGCUUAUUGAACAGUGAUUGCAACUUUUUAUGGGUAGUCAGAGAUACUAAAAAGAGUAAGCUUUCAGAGAAGUUUAUUGAAGAAUUUGCUGACAGAGGCCUAAUUGUGAACUGGUGCCCUCAACUGAAAGUCUUGGCUCACAAUGCUGUAGGGAGCUUCAUGACUCAUUGUGGCUGGAACUCAACUCUUGAGGCACUGUCUUUGGGUGUGCCAAUGACGGUAUUGCCUCAGUGGAUGGAUCAAACAACUAAUGCCAAGUACAUUGUGGAUGUAUGGAAAACUGGUGUUCGAGUGAAAGCGCGUGACAAGGAGAGCAUCACAAGGGAGGACAUAACUAAGUCUGUGAAAGAUGUCAUGGAGGGAACAAAGAGGGAAGAGCUUAAAACCAAUGCCCUUAAAUUGAAGGAAAUGGCUUUAGAGGCAAUGAGUAAAGGUGGAAGCUCUGAUAAGAAUAUCGACGAUUUCAUUUCAGAAGAUCAUUUUCAAAUCAUGGCUGCCAAAAUUCAUGUAUUUGUAGUGGUAUACCCAGUUCAAGGCCAUAUAAAUCCGAUGCUACAGUUCUCCAAACGAUUAGCAUCAAAAAACGUCAGAGUUACAUUGAUCACCACCUCUUCCUACAAGAAUCUCAAUGAUAAUCAACCCUCUAACCCCACCGUCUUCUUUGAUUACAUUUCCGAUGGAUUCUCCGGUGAAAAGCCACCGGGGAUUGCUGAUUUCGUCGAAACAUUCAAGGCCGAAUCGUCCCGGAGCUUGCCGGAACUUAUUGAAAAACAGAGCAAAACAGAGUACCCUGUUAAUGCCAUUGUGUAUGAUUCGUUCAUGCCUUGGGUUCUGGAUAUAAGUAAGGAGUUUGGGUUAUAUGGGGUGUCGUUUUUCACGCAUUCUUGUGCUGUUUCUACGAUUUAUUAUCAUACGAGUAAAGGGUCUUUGAAGAUUCCGGUGGAGAAGGGGAAUGUGGUUUCUUUGCCUUCGAUCCCGCCUUUGGAGGUGUGUGAUUUGCCUUCUUUUGUUUCGGAUUUGGAUUCGUAUCCGGGCGUGCUGAAGCUUGUUCUUGAUAGGUUCUCUAAUUUUGAAGGGGCUGAUUGUUUGUUUUUCAACAGUUUUGACAAGCUCGAAAUUGAGGUUGUGAAUUGGUUGUCGAGCAAAUGGAAAAUUAUGACCAUAGGACCAUCAGUUCCAUCAAUGUUCCUAGACAAGCGAUUAGCUGAUGACAGAGACUAUGGCCUCAGCCUCUUCAAGUCCGAUGGAGAAGCAUGCAUCAAGUGGCUGGACGGGAAAGAUACAGAAUCAGUAGUGUAUGUGUCAUUUGGGAGCUUAGCCAACCUUGUGCAGGACUACAUGGAUGAAAUAGCUUGGGGCUUGUUGAACAGCAAAUGCAGCUUUUUAUGGAUAGUUAGAGAUACUGAAAAGAGUAAGCUUUCAGAGAAAUUUUUAGAAGAAGCUGCUGACAGAGGCCUGAUUGUGAAUUGGUGCCCUCAGCUUGAAGUUUUGGCUCACAAGGCUGUAGGGAGCUUCAUGACACAUUGUGGCUGGAACUCAACUCUUGAAGCAUUGUGUUUGGGUGUGCCAAUGAUGGUAAUGCCUCAGUGGACGGAUCAAACAACUAAUGCCAAGUAUAUUGUGGACGUAUGGCAAACUGGUGUACGAGUAAAAGCCCAUGACAAGGAGAGCAUUACAAGGGAGGACAUAACUAAGUCUGUCAAAGAUGUCAUGGAGGGAACAAAGAGGGGAGAUCUUAAAGCCAAUGCUCUUAAAUUGAAGGAAAUGGCCUUAGAGGCAAUGAGUGAAGGUGGAAGCUCAGAUAAAUAUAUGGAUGAUUUCAUAUCUCAAAUUGUGACCCGGACCACCUCGACCUGAAUAUCUCAGAAGGGGGAACAAGCACACUUGAAGAGAGCAGUACAAUGGAGAGUUGUAUGCCAAGUGCUGAUCGGUCUGCUCUCAUAUAAAAUAUUGUGAAAAGGGGUAGGUAAGGCUUGGACGGAGAUCUUUCAUAUAUUUGGCGUAAGUGUUUAAAUUUUAUGAUAGACGAGGCACUUCAUUUUCUUUAUUUUAGUUACACAGACAGAUAAAUGUCAUUAAAGAUGGGUCAGUUUGGAAUUUAUUAAUGCUCUGUUAUAGUAUAUACAACUGCUCAUCAGUGUUUAACUUC